AUGAUUUUACGGCGAUAUUCUGGCUACAUAUACUGGGACCGGGAGACAAUUAAUGACGAGGAUGUAGAGCAACGAGCCAGACAAAUGUUGCGGUGCCUUGGAUUAGAUGGUAACUCGCGCUGGCUAAUCAUUUUUGAUAACGUCGAUCGAUACCACCCCUUCGACAGCUCUAUUAGUGAUGGAUAUGACAUUGCGGAAUUUUUCCCUAAAGCAGAUUAUGGCUCUAUCCUUAUCACUUCUCGACUUCAAGGGCUGACUGAGCUAGGGGAGCCUUUCCUAGUUCGCAGACUUGACUCUUAUAGCUCAAUUCAAUUACUCCUACAAAGCAGUGGUAUAUCAUUAAGAAACACUACUAGCAAACUUGACAGCAAUUUAGAUGUCCUUGCUCUUGCCAAUCGUCUGUAUAGACUGCUAUUAGCCAUUGUUCUGGCCGGGGCGUUUAUACGUGAAACUGGAACCAGUAUCACUGAGUACUUGCAGUUCUAUCAAGAAUCUUGGUCUGAGCUACAGCUGCAAUCGGAUCCCGGACGUUAG
This is a messenger RNA of Penicillium verrucosum, 534 nucleotides long. RefSeq lists its product as uncharacterized. The coding region runs from base 1 to 534 and encodes 177 amino acids. The transcript has 3 exons. NCBI's taxonomy places the organism in Eukaryota, Fungi, Ascomycota, Eurotiomycetes, Eurotiales, Aspergillaceae. The record is from RefSeq and is a predicted model, not a curated record.